Messenger RNA from Scatophagus argus, 1325 nucleotides. RefSeq names its product family with sequence similarity 228 member A (gene fam228a). Bases 258 to 1250 code for a protein of 330 amino acids. Lineage: Eukaryota; Metazoa; Chordata; Actinopteri; Scatophagidae. The transcript is spliced from 8 exons. The record is from RefSeq and is a predicted model, not a curated record.
UGGUCUCGUGCUGAACGCUGCGUGCGUCCUUCAAGCGUUUCUGACCGCUCGUGUGCCGGUGCCGUAUCAUAGCAACGGAAAACGUUUAGACUGCAGGACACCUGGUAGAGGAGGAGGGAGGCUCGUGUUGGAAACGGAAGCUAGUCUGAGGGGAAGCCAAAGUUAGCACACCUUCAUUAAAAUGCGACAGCCUUCUCUUUAUGUGACGAACUUCUGACGCUAAGACUAAGGAAGUUUUGGUUUUGGGAAUUUUUUUAAUGAACUUCCGACGUCAACGUCCUCAAGUCAAAAAAGAGAUGAGCCCCAAGAAGAAAAACACAGCCAUUGGUGUGAUCACCUUCCACACAUCUUUACCUGUCUGCCUGCUGAAAUCUCAGGGGUGCAUGGCAGAUGUGAAGGAUGCCACAGAGAGCAGAGAGAACCUAUCACAGCGAAGUGCGAGGACAAGGAGUGAAUGUGUAAGAGUGGAGGAAAAAGAUAAGGCCUCACCAGUAGCCAGACGGGAUUGGCUCUCUCACACCUCCAUCAGACAACUGCGGGCAAAAAUGGAGGCUGAUAAUGAACAGGUGAAAGAAUUAAUACAACCUUUGCUGGAUACAGAAAAUGGUUUUAUGAAGGAGUUGGAGAGGUUUCUGAGUCAACGGGAUGUGGCAGAGCUGCGGAGGAGGGAACUGCUGCACAAGCGCUGGACUGAACGUGUAUGGUUUCCCCUGCAGAGGAGGGUGGAGGAACAUGUGUCCAGCUGUAGCCCCAUGGAGGCCAAGAGGCGCCAGACCUUAUACAGUCGCAACCUCCAUCACUGCAACACCAAGCUCACUACAGCUGACUUAAAGGACCCACUGUACCUUCAGUUACCUGAAAGACUGAAGGAAAAAAGAACAGCCCGUUCAAAUGAAGCAGGAUGUAUACACAAGCUACCUCAGAGUCCUCUGAUGUUCAGACGGGCCUCAUCUAAUUAUGAAGUCUCUGCAUUUGGAAAAACUUCAGUGAGGGAUGAGACAGAAGCUCAACACCACCACACCAUAUCACAUCAGUGCAACUGCCACACCAGAUGGAAGGUGUCAUCAGGCCAGCUGCUGGUUCUCCAGAUGUGGAGGUCCACAACAACCCUCAAAUUUACAUCAGUCUGCGCCUACAUCUCAGAAAACCCCAUAUUUAUCAUAAAUCUUUAUCUGUGUUCUCUUCUAUCUACCUCAGACACUAUACUUGAAAGGGGUGUUGUGGAAACCAGGAAUGUGCUGGGAAAGUAGUGAAACAUUGACCUAAAACAACAACAAAUGUUUACUGUAUGUACAUUUUAUUGAUACCAUUUUCAGGAUUUAAUA